CAGUUUAAUCAAACAACAAGAAGUGCAAAGGGUCAGGCAGAAAUCAAAGUACAAGGCAGGCUAGGGUCAAAUGAUCAGGCAAAUAGGCUAAACUAGGCAACGCAGAGAAUCAAGGUCAACAGAGUAAACAAAGUCAAUAACCAGAACUGCAAACACAAUAUAAGCCUUGGAAAUAUGACCGAGACUAAGCAACUGCGCAUAAGACUUCACAAAGACAUUGGUUGAAAAUGGUCUCUUUAUACUGUGCCGUGAGAGUGUGAGAUUGGAUGCAGGUGUGCAUGAUUUGAAUGAAUGUGAGUGUUCUGGGAAUUGCAGUCCAUGGUGGCCAUGUUUGUAGGCCGCAGUGCGGGAUGGGAAAUGUAGUCACUGGUUUGCUGUGAUAUGACAAGAGCUCUAAAAAAAUAUUCAUUUUAACUGACAAUAGGCAUCUCCCAAAAAGAUAUAUUUAUGGUCCCACUUGCAUUUGCUGCUGUAAAUUGAAGAUCAUUUGGUACAUCUGACAAUAAUGUAAAUUAAGUAUAUAAUGAAUUCAUGUUAAAUCAACCAUUUGCCUCAUCUUUGUAUGGUACUGUUCAUCCUCUCUACCAGUCCAUUGGUUUGAGGAAGGUAAGGUGAACAAUGGCUCCUUUUAAUUUCUAACUUGGCACAUACAUUCUUGUUUAUCUGCCAUUUAUAAGUAUAAAUAGCAUUCAACAACUAUUUGCACUUAUUGUAAAGAACUGCUACUUUCAUAUAGUGUUAAUAGAAUAUAUCUCUAUCUCUAUCUGAAUUCUUAAUCCAGGCCUGCCCGCAACACACUGUAAAAAUGACGGCACACAGCUGGAAGUCUUGAUGCCAGUAUUUUAUUGUAAAGAGUGUACAUGUAAGUAAAGAGUGUACCUUGUAGCUGGUGCAUAUUUUCCUGCAAAUAAAAAUUAUUUAAACGUCAGUAAUAAUUUAAAUUAAUAAACAAUGAAUUCUCUGGAUUUUAAAUGGCAUCAUUUACUAAAAAGGUGUAGCUGAUUGUUUUGGUUGUGAAUAACAAUAAUUAACAUGUUCUAACCAAAAAAAGUGUCCGUAGUGUAUGAAUGGGUGUGAUUGUGUCCUGCGAUGGAUUGGCACCCCAUCUAGGUUCCCAGUAAGGAUAAUCAGUACAGAAAAUGGAUGAAUGUAUGGAUAUUUUAUCCUUUUUGAGCUACUAAAGCUACUGAAGACAGAAAUGUGAAUAUGUGAAAGUGAAACUAACUUUACCGCAGUCUCUUUCCUAUGUAAGUGCACUACAGAGAGGAUAAAUUACUGCUAGUAUGUUGUACUGUAUGUGAUUAAAUGCAUUAGAGAAUCAUGAAAACAUAAUACUAAUGAAUUCUCAGCAAAAAGAUCCGGCUCAAAGAGUCGACUCAUUCCCGAACAACUCAUCACCUGUAAUGAAUCCUCCUUCCUAAAGUGAAAGUGUUUCUCCCUCAGACUCGACUACAUUUUGUGGAGCGGUUGGAGAAGUUAAAACAAAUCUUUAAGUCAGAAACGAUGUUAUUAAUAUCACACAACAAGGACUGUUGACUGAGGGAGUGUGCUCCAUUCCAGCAGAAGAGAUCAGACUCUUCAGGACUCAACUGUGUGUUUGUGCAAACUUUAAUAAUUUUCAAAGAUGGAGCCUCCUGAUCUGGACACAGAUAAUGUUUCCCCACCUUCAGAAAAAAAACGUAAACUCCAGGGAAAGAGAUCAGAAUCACCAGCACCCAGCUGUAUCUCCAUGAAGAGUGAUUGGUCUAUGAAUAUUCCUCUGGAGUUUAAAGAUGGAGACUCCUCACCUCUACACAGUGUUCCACAGAGAGCAGGAGACAGAAUAGAAAAGAACAUCAUCACAGAUACAGGGCACGAUCCAGAAUCUGCUUCUGUGAAUGAAUUCCAGAAAAAGUUCAAAGUAAACCUGAUGAAGAAGUUUGAGUGUUUGAAUGGAGUGAUAAUAAACCUGGGAAACCAAACACUCCUGAAUGAGAUCUACACAGAGCUCUACAUCACAGAGGGAGACAGUGGAGAAGUCAAUAAAGAACAUGAGGUGAGACAGAUCGAGGCAGCAUCCAGGAGAACAACAGAGGACACACCAAUCAAAUGCAACGACAUCUUUAAGCCCUUAUCUGAACAAGACAAACCCAUCAGAACUGUGCUGACAAAGGGAGUCGCUGGCAUCGGAAAAACAGUCUCUGUGCAGAAGUUCAUUCUGGACUGGGCUGAAGGGAAAGCAAAUCAGGACAUCCACCUCAUAUUUCCACUUCCUUUCAGAGAGCUGAAUUUGAUGAAGGACCAGAAACUGAGUCUGAUGGAGCUCCUUCAUGUCUGCUUUAAUGAAACAAAAGAAACAGAAAUGUCCAGUUUGGAAAAGGUUCUGUUCAUUUUUGACGGAUUGGACGAGUGUCGUUUUCCUCUAGAUUUCCAGAAGACAGUGAGAGUGUGUGAUGUAACUGAAUCAGCAUCAGUGCAUGUGCUGCUGAUAAACCUGAUCAAAGGGAAUCUGCUUCCCUCUGCUCUCAUCUGGAUCACCUCCCGACCAGCAGCAGCUGAUCAAAUCCCCUCUGAGUGUGUCCAUCGAGUCACAGAGGUACGAGGGUUCACUGACCCACAGAAGGAGGAGUACUUCAGGAAGAGGAUCAGUGAUCAGAGCCUGGCCAAUAACAUCAUCACACACCUGAAGUCAUUAAGAAGCCUCUACAUCAUGUGCCACAUCCCAGUCUUCUGCUGGAUUUCAGCCACUGUUCUAGAGAGAAUGUUGGGUGAAGCAGAGAGUGGAGAGAUCCCCAAGACUCUGACUCAAAUGUACACACACUUCCUCAUCAUUCAGACAAACAUCAUAGGAGAAAAGUACUCAAAGAAGCAGGAGAGUGAUGAAGAAAUGCUUCUUAAACUGGGACAACUGGCUUUUCAGCAGCUGAAGAAAGGGAACCUGAUCUUCUAUGAGGAAGACCUGAGAGAGUGUGGCAUUGAUGUGAGAGAAGCAGCAGUGUACUCAGGUGUGUGUACGCAGAUCUUCAGAGAGGAGUUUGGGCUUCACCAGAGUAAAGUGUACUGCUUUGUUCAUCUGAGCAUUCAGGAGCACCUCGCAGCUCUGUAUGUGCACCUGACAUUCAUGAUGAAAAAGAGAAAUGUUCUUAAUCAGAAUCAGGUCUCUAAAUGGUGGAUCUCACAUUUACACUAUAGUGCUGUAGAUCAGGCUUUAGAAAGUCAGACUGGACAUCUGGAUCUUUUCCUUCGCUUUCUUCUGGGUCUCUCACUGAAGUCCAAUCAGAAACUCUUACAGGACUUAGUAACACAGACAGGAAGUAGCUCCCAGAGCAUAGAGAAAACAGUUCAGUACAUUAAGAAGAAGAUCAGUGAUGAAGAUCUUCCUACAGAGAAAUCCAUCAAUCUGUUCCACUGUCUGAAUGAACUGGGUGAUAAUUCUCUAGUGGAGGAAAUCCAACACUACCUGAAAUCUGGAAAACAAAGUGAAUUCUCUUCUUCACAGUGGUCUGCUCUGGUGUUUGUGUUACUGACAUCAGCACAGGAGCUGGAAGAAUUUGACCUGAGUAAAUAUAUCAGUACAGAUAAGAUAACAGAAACUGUUCUUCUGAAGCUGAUGCCUGUGAUUGCAGCCUCCAGAAAAGCAAUUAUCAGGUGUGAUUCACUUGGAGUGAGAAGUUGGUCAGCUCUGGUCUCAGCACUCAGCUCAGAAACCUCCAAUCUGAGAGAACUGCAUCUGACUGUGAAAACACUGGAUCUGACUGGGAAUGAACUAGGAGACUCAGGAGUGAAGAGUCUCUGUGCUGUACUGGAAAAUCCUCACUGUAAAGUGGAGACACUGAGGUUGUAUAAUUGUGGUGUCUCAGAUGAAGGCUGUGCUGCUCUGACUUCAGCUCUGAGAUCAAACCCCUCACACCUGAGAGAACUGGAUCUGUCCUGUAAUAAUGUAGGAGACUCAGGAGUGAAGAGUCUCUCUGCUGUACUGGAGAAUCCUCUCUGUAAACUGGAGACACUGAGGUUGUAUAAUUGUGGCGUCUCAGAUGAAGGCUGUGCUGCUCUGACUUCAGCUCUGAGAUCAAACCCCUCACACCUGAGAGAACUGAAUCUGUCCUAUAAUAACAUAGGAGACUCAGGAGUGAAGAGUCUCUCUGCUGUACUGGAGAAUCCUCUCUGUAAACUGGAGACACUGAGGUUGUGUGAUUGUGGUGUCUCAGAUGAAGGCUGUGCUGCUCUGACUUCAGCUCUGAGAUCAAACCCCUCACACCUGAGACAACUGUAUCUGUCCUAUAAUAAAAUAGGAGACUCAGAAGUGAAGCUGCUCUCUGCUCUUAAGUAUGAUGAACAUUACAAACUACAGACACUGUGGGUGUGAUGAACAUCUGUGUGUGAGAUGAAGACUCCGGUGUUCCUGCAUUUCACUGUUGGGGAAUAGAGAACACAUUUAUAAACACAUCACUCAUUUAUAACACAUUAAACAGACUCAGAGACGUGAGAAGUGUGUGUUUAUCAUGCACAGUGAAUCAUAGUGUACACAAUUCUACAUUGAGUGUAUAAUGACCUCUGACCCCUUGAUAAAAUUCCCCAGAGCUCAAUCUCAUAAAACAUCUGAGACAUUAUUUGGAACAGCAGGUGAAAAAGCACAUGAACUCGAGCUGAACCCAGUCAGUGGAAGAGAGAGCUAAAAUGGACAGGAACAGUUUCAAGACAUUGGUGGAUUUCUCACCUGACAGGAUUGACAUCUGAGGAGUUUAUCUGAUGAAGCCUCUAGGAGACUCACUACAGGUCACAUUUGAUUACUUUGUCCUUUGGUUAAGCAGGUGCAGAUAAUGACUUUUAUUGAAGCAAACGUACUAAGAAACAAAGACACUAAGACAACUUGAAAAAACACUGUAGCAUGAAACAAAACACUGAGACAAACACCACGAGUCUAAGACAACUUGGCAUAAUACUGUGGCAAAACUAAACAAACUAACAAGAUCAAGAAACAUGGAACAUAGCGGUCUAGGACAACGAAAGACAAGCAAACAGUGCAGACAAGGACUACAUACACACAUAUGAGUGCUCAUUAACAAAAUGUGAAUCAGGUGCAGGUGGUCAUGUGACAUCUAGUGCAGUGGCUGAUGGGAAGUGGAGUCCAGAGUUUCUAGAUACGUGACAGAACCCUCCCCCAAGGGCGCUACUCCCGGAGCACCCAAAAAUUAUACGUCCUCCAUCUGGUGGUCCUGGCCCCCUGGAAAAAAUGUCCCCAGCAAAACCAGGAGGCCAGGCGGCUUCCACAAUGGCACAGGGAGGCUGAGAUAUUUCCUCAGCUGAACAUGAAAGCGGGGCGACGUCCCCGGCAGAGCAUGACAACGGGGCGACGUCCCCGGCAGAGCAUGACAACGGGGCGACGUCCCCGGCAGAGCAUGACAACGGGGCGACGUCCCCGGCAGAGCAUGACAACGGGGCGACGUCCCCAGCUGAACUGGAAGGCCAAGCGAAGUCCCCUGUGCGGCCAGGGAGAGGAAGCGUGGGUCUCCGCGCGGCCAGGGAGAGGAAGCGUGGGUCUCCGCGCGGCCAGGGAGAGGAAGCGUGGGUCUCCGCGCGGCCAGGGAGAGGAAGCGUGGGUCUCCGCGCGGCCAGGGAGAGGAAGCGUGGGUCUCCGCGCGGCCAGGGAGAGGAAGCGUGGGUCUCCGCGCGGCCAGGGAGCGGAAGCGUGGGUCUCCGCGCGGCCAGGGAGCGGAAGCGUGGGUCUCCGCGCGGCCAGGGAGCGGAAGCGUGGGUCUCCGCGCGGCCAGGGAGCGGAAGCGUGGGUGUCCUCGAAGCAGAAGGGGGGAACGCUAGUUGCCAUGGAGCGGGGAGGCUGAGCGAC
Molecule: messenger RNA, 5824 nt
Organism: Ictalurus furcatus (blue catfish)
Lineage: Eukaryota; Metazoa; Chordata; Actinopteri; Siluriformes; Ictaluridae
Product: NLR family CARD domain-containing protein 3-like
Exons: 10
Coding region: 1625-4345 (906 amino acids)
Molecular function (GO): protein binding
Source: RefSeq, a predicted model, not a curated record